GUUAGUUCCGCUCCAGCGUUCACAGUUCAGCAUCCGACCUGACCACAGAAGCAGGACCGUACGUGAGUAGCAAUGUAUCUAUGAACUGAAUUUCAUUUAACUGUGCUAUCUGCUUGCUUGAAACUGGUACGGAUUUUAGACAAUGAUUCGUAUUGCGAUACUAAUCUUGCUAACGACGACGGAUGGAAAAAUUCUACGCAACAACGCUCUCAUGUCUCAAAUGGUCUCCAAUUUCCACAAAGACAGUUCCAACACCGAAAGAGACCUCGAACCUGUUGAGAGCAAAAAUGAACCAGUCCUCUCCAGAAUGCAAAAGCUUUUAUGCAAGAACUUCAAAACGAUACCUUGCGAACUGAUCACACAGGAUUCAACGUUACGGAAGCUAAUAGAGAAGUCGAUCGCACAAAUUAACUAUCGGAAACUGAAAAUGGAGAAAACGACGCAAGCUUUGCGGUACGUAACUCUGCACCCAUUUGUAAAAGAAGAGUAUUCCAAUUACGUUGGCGAUGACUACACUAAACACGCGAUAGAAAAAGUCCCAUCGAGACAUUUUAAGAAAACUAAAAAUGCUAAUUCGAAGCACACAACAGUGUACGGUAGGAAGAAUAUAAAGAAAUUCUAUCCCCACAAAGUAAAAUAUAGAGACAAAGAUAUCAAAAAGCGCUUAGGAGAUUAUUCGGAAGACAAAUUUUCAAUGUCAGAAGAGUUGCCAGACAUGACGCUUACUAAAAAGCAUCAACAUUUGUCGUACAAGGUGGAACCAGCUAACCCUCCAAUAUGGCGGAUUGACUACACCAAACACGGAGAGCCUAGCUACAAUAUGUUCUCAUUGGGAACAGACAGACAUGAAGAUAGAAUGAAAACAGAACAUGAUGCUGCUGCGAAGGAUAAUAUUUUAGAUCAAGCUCGAAGAAAGGAUGUCCUACAUUCUGAUAUUUAUAUUAAAAAUAAAUAUAAUGUGAAAAACUUUAAUUCUGAUCCAAUUGAAAAAUAAAUAUUUUUUGUAUCCGUC
Messenger RNA from Leptidea sinapis, 1012 nucleotides. RefSeq lists its product as uncharacterized. The transcript is spliced from 2 exons. The coding region runs from base 143 to 994 and encodes 283 amino acids. The record is from RefSeq and is a predicted model, not a curated record. Lineage: Eukaryota; Metazoa; Arthropoda; Insecta; Lepidoptera; Pieridae.